Bubalus bubalis (water buffalo) is the source of this 2540-nucleotide messenger RNA. RefSeq names its product G protein-coupled receptor kinase 5 (gene GRK5). Bases 732 to 2189 code for a protein of 485 amino acids. Gene Ontology annotation, cellular component: cytoplasm. Gene Ontology annotation, molecular function: G protein-coupled receptor kinase activity; ATP binding. NCBI's taxonomy places the organism in Eukaryota, Metazoa, Chordata, Mammalia, Artiodactyla, Bovidae. The record is from RefSeq and is a predicted model, not a curated record. The transcript has 14 exons. Gene Ontology annotation, biological process: protein phosphorylation; signal transduction; regulation of signal transduction.
CCUCUCUGAGGUCGUCACAGAGCACUGGCCAACCGAACUUCUUACUUGCUGCUUCUGUUUUCUGGCUACAGCUGAUUCCGGCAGCUUUUGCCCACCACCUGGGCAAGGGUGCUCCCGCAGGAGCGGAUUCCCGGUGGUCCCCGCCUCCGGCCCGUGUGAUCACCCUGAGCGCUGCCCGGCCGGGGUGUUUUUCUCCAUAGGUGGCCUCUCAGGACGGUCCCCCAGGAGCCCCUCUCGGGGGUCACAGUGGAGACAUGGCCUGUCACUCCAGGUGACUUAAUCGGUGCGGAAAGCCCAGCUGGAAGCCUUCUGUUGGUUUUCUGCCUCCCAACACAAAUGCUCUUCAGGUGGUGGUGACCUGACAUGGACUCUCAAAGAAAGGCCUUUUGAUCCCAGGCUGGGGAGGCCUGUCCCGGCGUGCUCCCGGCUGCCUCCCUGUGGAACCCUGGCGCCCAGCUGCCCGGCCGGGCCUCUGCUGGGAGGCAGCUGACCUGAAAGUGUUGUUAUUUUUUUUAACGUGGGUUUUAGUACCCAGAGCAAUAAUAUUUUCAGCUGGCUAUUGAGGCUGAUUAGUGAGCCUCAGACCUCCGUUUGGUUAAAUAGAGCCGCCUUCGCAGAGGUAUUUUGGGACGGUGCAAAUCCAGGGCUCUGCAUGGGAUUGAGUUACCCCCCAAAAGGCAGAAUAUGAAGUUACUCCAGAUGAAAAACUGGGAGAAAAAGGGAAGGAAAUUAUGACCAAGUACCUCACCCCAAAGUCCCCAGUUUUCAUCACCCAAGUUGGACGGGACCUGGUCUCCCAGACGGAGGAGAAGCUCCUUCAGAAACCCUGCAAAGAACUCUUCUCGGCCUGCGUGCAGUCUGUCCACGACUACCUGAGGGGAGAACCCUUCCACGAGUACCUGGACAGCAUGUAUUUUGAUCGCUUUCUCCAGUGGAAGUGGUUGGAAAGGCAACCGGUAACCAAAAACACUUUCAGGCAGUACCGAGUACUAGGAAAAGGGGGCUUUGGGGAGGUCUGUGCCUGCCAGGUUCGGGCCACAGGUAAAAUGUACGCCUGCAAACGCUUGGAGAAGAAGAGGAUCAAAAAGAGGAAAGGGGAGUCCAUGGCCCUGAAUGAGAAGCAGAUUCUGGAGAAGGUCAACAGUCGGUUUGUGGUCAACCUGGCCUAUGCCUACGAGACCAAGGAUGCCCUGUGUUUGGUCCUGACCAUCAUGAACGGCGGGGACCUGAAGUUCCACAUUUACAACAUGGGGAACCCCGGCUUCGAGGAGGAGCGCGCCCUGUUCUACGCGGCAGAGAUCCUGUGCGGCCUGGAGGACCUCCACCAUGAGAACAUUGUCUACAGAGAUUUGAAACCUGAAAAUAUCCUGUUAGACGAUUACGGCCACAUUAGGAUUUCGGACCUGGGCCUGGCCGUGAAGAUCCCCGAGGGAGACCUGAUCCGCGGCCGGGUGGGCACCGUUGGCUACAUGGCUCCAGAGGUCCUGAACAACCAGAGGUACGGCCUGAGCCCCGACUACUGGGGUCUGGGCUGCCUCAUCUACGAGAUGAUUGAGGGCCAGUCGCCCUUCCGCGGCCGCAAGGAGAAGGUGAAGCGGGAGGAGGUGGACCGCCGGGUGUUGGAGACAGAGGAGGUAUACUCGUACAAGUUCUCCGAGGAGGCCAAGUCCAUCUGCAAAAUGCUGCUCACCAAAGAUGCAAAGCAGAGGCUGGGCUGCCAGGAGGAAGGGGCCGCGGAGGUCAAGAGACACCCCUUCUUCAGGAACAUGAAUUUCAAGCGCUUAGAGGCCGGGAUGUUGGAUCCCCCCUUUGUUCCAGAUCCCCGGGCCGUGUACUGCAAGGACGUCUUGGACAUCGAGCAGUUCUCCACGGUGAAGGGUGUCAACCUGGACCACACGGACGACGACUUCUACUCCAAGUUCUCCACGGGCUCUGUGCCCAUCCCGUGGCAAAGCGAGAUGAUAGAAACAGAGUGCUUUAAGGAGCUGAACGUGUUCGGACCCCACGGUACCCUCUCACCGGACCUGAACCGAAGCCACCCUCCGGAACCGCCAAAGAAAGGGCUGCUCCAGAGGCUCUUCAAGCGUCAGCAUCAAAACAAUUCCAAGAGUUCACCCAAUUCCAAGACCAGUUUUAACCACCACAUCAAUUCAAACCACGUGAGUUCAAACUCCACCGGAAGCAGCUAGUUGCAGCUCUGGCCUGAAGUCCACGGUGGGACCAGCCUGGACCCUUCUUCUUAGAAGCAGAAUUGCAACCGGAGGAGCUCCCACCCUGGCGGACGGGCGGGGAAGCCCUCCAGGAGCCGGGGAAGGAGGCGGCCCCCCCCUGAGAUGGGGAGCCUCCCAGUUCCUCAAAGAGAUUUCCACUCAGGUCUGUGUUUGGAGGCGGCCCUCGAGCCGAGAUGGAUUGGACGUGUCUCUGGCGAACAUUGCAAUAGAAAUCCAGUCGGAUACAACUUGCACGUAUUUUAAUAGCAUCCUAAUAACUAGAACUGAAUUUUGUCUUUAUUAUUUUUAAAGAAAAGUUUUGUAAAUUUC